Molecule: messenger RNA, 1164 nt
Organism: Ostreobium quekettii
Lineage: Eukaryota; Viridiplantae; Chlorophyta; Ulvophyceae; Bryopsidales; Ostreobiaceae
Source: the annotation of a GenBank genome assembly
AUGUCGCCCGUGCAUCUGGCCGCAGAGUUGGGGGACGAGCAAAUUUUCAGGCUGCUGAUUUAUCAAGGGGGCAACGCAAGGAAAGAGACUCCAUGCAGGCGCACUCCACUGCAUUUGGCAGCCCACAAUGGGCACAUGGCUGUGGUGCAGCUGAUCAUCGAGAAUGGAUGCAAAGUGUCUGCAAGGGACAAGUCCGGGAUGACGGCGCUGCACCUGGCCUGCCAGAAUGGCCACACUCUCGUAGCGGCAGAGCUCCUCGAUGCCGGGGCCGAAAAGCAUGCACUGGAUGCAUCUGGGGAGACCCCACUUCUGGCCGCAACAAGGGGUGGCCACCUAGAGACAGUCUGUCUGCUCCUCUACUGGAAGGUAUACCCAUCGUUCGCCUCCACCGAUGGGACCACAGCCGUGCAUGUGGCAGCUGAGAAUGGAAGCCCCGAGCUGUUGAACGCGUUGCUGGCAGCUAAGGCGGACCCUCAUGCACUGAACUGCCGCUAUGAGACACCCCUGUGCCUUGCGGCACGGGGUGGGCAUUUGCUGGCGGUGGAGAGGCUCAUGGUGUCCAUAACCUGGAUCAGGGGCCUUGAUAUUGACGAUGCCGACGCCCAGGGGCGCACGCCACUGCACGGGGCAUCUGCAAAUGGUCACACAGGGGUUUUGAAGGCGCUGCUGGAAGGCGGCGCUGCAUGGAACGCGAAGGACGUUGAGGGGCGAACGCCAUGGGACGUGGCAGGAGAGAACGUUGGCGGUGAGGCUUCGUUGGGCUGCAACAUGGUGCGACAGGCAUUAUCGAUGGCAGCUGCCCAGCAACAGGAAGUUGACAAGAUGUUGGCAAAGAAGAGCAGGAGCAUGCACUGCAGCAGCAGAAGCAGGAGCGGCGCCUCAGGAGGCAUAUCUGCAGGAACCACAGAGGGACCUGCCCUGAGCAGGUGCAUGCCAGGUGCUUUUCUUUGCCCAAUAACCAAGGGGAUCAUGAGGGACCCCGUGGUGGCCGCCGACGGGCACACGUACGAGCGUGCUGCCAUUGCUGAAUGGCUGGAGGCGGGCAGGGCGUCGCCGGUAGCUGGUGAGCCCUUCAAUCACGCGGACUUGCAUGCCAACAGUUUGCUGAGAGCAGCCAUCGAGACCUGGCAUGAGAAAACGGCCAACAGUAAGGAACACGGCUGA